Clupea harengus (Atlantic herring) is the source of this 883-nucleotide messenger RNA. Its product is annotated as myosin-8-like. Bases 4 to 693 code for a protein of 229 amino acids. Gene Ontology annotation, molecular function: actin filament binding; microfilament motor activity; ATP binding. The transcript has 6 exons. The record is from RefSeq and is a predicted model, not a curated record. Lineage: Eukaryota; Metazoa; Chordata; Actinopteri; Clupeiformes; Clupeidae. Gene Ontology annotation, cellular component: myosin II complex; myosin filament; cytoplasm.
GACAUGGCCACUUAUGGCGCGGCUGCCAUUUACCUCCGUAAGCCUGAGAGGGAGCGACUUGAGGCCCAAACCAAGCCCUUUGAUGCAAAGUCAGCUUGUUAUGUACCUGACAAGGAGGAGUUGUACCUGAAGGCUAAAGUCCUGAAGAGAGAUGGUGCCAACGUCACUGUUGAACUGAUUGAAAAAAAGGAGGAAAGAGUCGUUAAGGCGGAUGAUGUCCACCCCAUGAAUCCUCCCAAGUAUGACAAGAUUGAGGACAUGGCCAUGAUGACCCACCUCAAUGAAGCCUCUGUCCUGUAUAACCUCAAAGAGCGUUACGCAGCAUGGAUGAUCUACACCUACUCUGGACUUUUCUGUGCCACUGUGAACCCCUACAAGUGGCUCCCUGUGUAUGACCAAGCAGUGGUGGAGGCCUACAGAGGCAAAAAGCGUAUGGAGGCCCCACCCCACAUUUUCUCUGUCUCUGACAAUGCUUAUCAGUUCAUGCUCCAAGACAGGGAGAACCAGUCUGUUCUGAUUACCGGAGAAUCUGGUGCUGGCAAGACUGUGAACACCAAACGUGUCAUCCAGUACUUUGCAACAAUUGCAGUCAGUGGUGGAAAAAAGGAGGCAGCGCCUGGAAAGAUGAAGGUCAGACCCCUUACACAUUUAUGUGCUAAUUAUCAUAAAGCAACACAAACAUUCUCUUCAUAACAACAUAUUCCUUGAAUGUUUCUUCCCCUUGCAGGGCUCUCUUGAAGACCAGAUUAUUGCUGCCAACCCACUGUUGGAGGCUUAUGGUAAUGCCAAGACUGUGAGGAAUGACAACUCUUCCCGUUUUGGAAAAUUCAUCAGAAUUCACUUUGCCGCAACUGGAAAACUGGCUAAGCUGAUAUUGAGACUU